UAUAGAGGAGGAGGAUUAUUAUCUGUGAAGGAGUGGUGGGGUCGUUGUGGAACAGAGCAGGGUCAGCCACAGGGUCAGCCACAGAGUCAGCCACAGAGUCAGCCACAGGGUCAGCCACAGGGUCAGCCACAGGGUCAGCCACAGAGUCAGCCACAGGGUCAGCCACAGGGUCAGCCACAGAGUCAGCCACAGGGUCAGCCACAGGGUCAGCCACAGAGUCAGCCACAGAGUCAGCCACAGGGUCAGCCACAGAGUCAGCCACAGAGUCAGCCACAGAGUCAGCCACAGGGUCAGCCACAGAGUCCGCCACAGGGUCAGCCACAGAGUCAGCCACAGAGUCAGCCACAGGGUCAGCCACAGAGUCAGCCACAGAGUCAGCCACAGAGUCAGCCACAGGGUCAGGGGCACAACGGACAGUAGGUGGCACCUGAGUCAUGAAACUGAGUGGCCAUCUUUUAGUUUCCAUAUCAGUAGCUUAACUCUCAUUGAGGACGUAGUGAGUCACCAAGUGGUAAACACUAUUUUGUCCCUCUAACUCAUUUAGUGAUAGAGCUCUGGUCAAAAGAAGGGCACUGUGUAGGGAAUAGGGUGCCAUAGGGCUGUGGUCUAAAGAAGGGCACUAUGUAGGGAAUAGGAGGCCAUAGGGCUCUGGUCAAAAGAAGGGCACUAUGUAGGGAAUAGGGUGCCAUAGGGCUCUGGUCUAAAGAAGGGCACUAUGUAGGGAAUAGGGUUCCAUUUGGGGGACACACAAGCACUUUGCAUCAAGAAUGCCUUUGGAUUCAACUCAUUUACAUGCUAUUUGCAUCCGGGUUUGGGCACCACGCCUAGCAUUAAUGAAUAACAAGGGAGAGAGGGAGGGCGGGAGAGAGAUAGAGGAUAGGUAGGGAAAGAGAGAGGGAAAGAGAGAGGGAUGGAGAGAGAGAGAGAGAGAGAGAGAGAGAGAGAGAGAGAGAGAGAGAGAGAGAGAGAGAGAGAGAGAGAGAGAGAGAGAGAGAGAGAGAGAGAGAGAGAGAGAGAAAAAAAAAGACAGACAGCAGGAGGAGGACAGUGAUAGUCCUCUUCCUGCAAAUAGUGCACUACUUUUGACCAGGACCCAUAGGGUAGUGCACUACUUUUGACCAGGACCCAUAGGGUAGUGCACUACUUCAGACCAGGGCCCAUAGGGUAGUGCACUACUUCAGACCAGGGCCCAUAGGGUAGUGCACUACUUCAGACCAGGGCCCAUAGAGUAGUGCACUACUUCAGACCAGGGCCCAUAGAGUAGUGCACUACUUCAGACCAGGGCCCAUAGGGUAGUGCACUACUUCAGACCAGGGCCCAUAGAGUAGUGCACUACUUCAGACCAGGGCCCAUAGAGUAGUGCACUACUUUUGACCAGGGCCCAUAGGGUAGUGCACUACUUCAGACCAGGGCCCAUAGAGUAGUGCACUACUUUUGACCAGGGCCCAUAGAGUAGUGCACUACUUCAGACCAGGGCCCAUAGAGUAGUGCACUACUUUUGACCAGGGCCCAUAGGGUAGUGCACUACUUCAGACCAGGGCCCAUAGAGUAGUGCACUACUUUUGACCAGGGCCCAUAGGGUAGUGCACUACUUCAGACCAGGGCCCAUAGAGUAGUGCACUACUUUUGACCAGGGCCCAUAGAGUAGUGCACUACUUUUGACCAGGGCCCAUAGAGUAGUGCACUACUUUUGACCAGGGCCCUAUGGGGGAAUAGGGUGCCUGUUUUGAAAAGAGGGAUGAUGUCUCUCUGCUGCACAUUAAUCUGAAGCAGCAAACUGCAUGGCACACACACACACACACACACACACACACACACACAGACACACAGACACACACACAAAGACUCCCUGAUGGCACUGCUGACCUUCCCAGAAUCCCUAGUUUCUGUCCCCUGGCUGUGUGUGUGUGUGUGUGUGUGUGUGUGUGUGUGUGUGUGUGUGUGUGUGUGUGUGUGUGUGUGUGUGUGUGUGUGUGUGUGUGUGUGUGUGUGUGUGUGUGUGUGUGUGUGUGUGUGUGUGUGUGUGUGUGUGUGCCUGUCUGUGUGACUGCACAGCCUAUGAUCAUCAAGGGUUGCCUGUGCCUACCACAUCUCCCUGCCUGAUGUCAUGUAAUUAGUCCGGAGACAGGGCAGGCUGGGCUCUGUGUUCAAUGUGGACAGGGCAGGCUGGGCUCUGUGUUCAAUGUGGACAGGGCAGGCUGGGCUCUGUGUUCAAUGUGGACAGGGCAGGCUGGACUCUGUGUUCAAUGUGGACAGGGCAGGCUGGGCUCUGUGUUCAAUGUGGACAGGGCAGGCUGGGCUCUGUGUUCAAUGUGGACAGGGCAGGCUGGGCUCUGUGUUCAAUGUGGACAGGGCAGGCUGGACUCUGUGUUCAAUGUGGACAGGGCAGGCUGGACUCUGUGUUCAAUGUGGACAGGGCAGGCUGGGCUCUGUGUUCAAUGUGGACAGGGCAGGCUGGACUCUGUGUUCAAUGUGGACAGGGCAGGCUGGGCUCUGUGUUCAAUGUGGACAGGGCAGGCUGGGCUCUGUGUUCAAUGUGGACAGGGCAGGCUGGGCUCUGUGUUCAAUGUGGUGGUUUGGAUGUUUUCUCACCAUGUUUCUGAUGAUUGGUUACACAACAGGCAGCUUGAAUACAAGUUCAUAUUACAUUUUGCAAUAAAGAAUGUUUUAGUAUUUUGUGUAAAAUGGUGUAUUAGGGAUUUAAAAUUGUGUGUGCGUGUGUGUGUGUGUGCGUGCGUGCGUGCGUGCGUGCCUGUGUGUGUGCCUGUGUGUGUGGAUAAAGUAUCAUUGCAAAAAUUAAUCAGCAACGGAUUUUGCGAAUUAUCUCUCCGCUUUAUCAUCCGCUAAUAAUGUCGCCUCGUAUCUGUCACAGAUAUCUCAAUAGUCUAUAUCGGCUAAAUUAUCUCUAGGUCUUCAUGGAUUUGUCCUUAAUAGCACAGCUAUUGCCAAAUCAUUAUAGGAUUAUUGAGGAAAGAGCUUGUAUUGUCAAAUGUAAUUACCUAUUGUCUACUGAGCUGCAGUUCAUUAAUUUGCGUCCAUUAGAAACCUAUUAACUUGCUCUUUUCUCAAAUGAUCUCAAAUGUUUUGACCGGUUGCGCUCAGUUUCAUAACAAAAGCAAGAAAGACCAAUCAGCUUUCACCUUGUGCAAUAGUUUUUUUAAUAUAUAUAUUAUUCGCUGUUGUCCAAUGGAAAUCCUAGUGGGCGUGAAGGAGUCGUCCUGGCGCGGUGGGAACGUCUUGACAGUUGACUUCUACCGGAGAAUGGCGGCUACCGCCUGCACUACGUUAACUAACACUACCAACCCGCAUAAACAACACCGGAGGAAAAGUAGAGAUUCUCGGAGGAGACAAGCAGCUCUUUUAUUCCUUAGUAACAUUUCUCUAGACGGACAGCCGGUUCAAACGUUAGACCAUGGAAACCGAGACCCCCAUCAUCGAGACGGCGAGUUCCUUGGGGAUGAUAUCGGAACGACAGUGGCCGGGAUGUCAACGGCAUCUAGUAGUAGCUAUGGGAACUUCGGUAACCUACCGACGUCUGUGAGCUGUGGGGCAGUUGGGAACGUUAGCCCCGUACCGAGACUCGGGGUGAUCACUGUCCCGCCUAUCCUCGUUCUGCCUUCGGACUCGUUCAACGAUGGGACCACGGAGUUAUUUCUGGAGAGGCGAGGAGGGUCGUUUUCCUCGCAGGGAAACCUCCUCUCUCCGGCGGGUCUCCAUCCUACUCCCCUCCGACCGCGGAAGUCGUCCACGGUGCUGUCUGUUCAGAGUUCUAGUUCGGUGAUUUCGGAAUCUGGACGGUGGUGUCGGACUCGUAACCUGUCGGGCUCUCCCAGACCUCGCCCCGUGAAGAAGGUCCACUUCAUCAAGAACAUGAGACAGUACGACACGCGAGGCAGCAGGAUCGUGUUGAUCUGUGCCAAGCGUUCUCUGUUUGCUGUGUUCUCCGUGUUGCCCUACGGAGAGAGCGUUCACAUCAGUGACCCUAAAUUGGACAGGCGUAGACAUUCAUCCGGGAACAUCUCUACCACUCUGGAGAUGCUGCCAGGCCUGGAGGGGUUUGAACUGGAACCAUACGGCAAGACGGUGUCGUAUGCCCAGUUCCUGUACCCGACCAAUGCUCUGGUCCGCCAGAAGACUCCCGCGGUGGACAUCACCCUGCAGGUGCCCCUCCCCCAGGUGACCCGGAACAGCAUCCCCAGAAACUACACACCGACUAGGCUCAACUCCAACGUGGGACUGGAUUUAGGUGUGGAUGACACUGGAGACUAUGACCCCAACCUUCUGAGUGACCCCCAGUGGCCCUGUGGGAAACACAAGAGAGUCCUGAUCUUCGCCUCAUAUAUGACGACAGUGAUAGAGUACGUGAAGCCAUCUGAUCUGAAGAAGGACAUGAACGAGACGUUUAAAGAGAAGUUUCCUCAAGUCAAGCUGACUCUCAGCAAGAUCAGGAGUCUGAAAAGGGAGAUACGUACGGUGGGUGAUGACUGCGGACUGCAGCCGGUCACCGUGGCGAUGGCGUUUGUGUACUUUGAGAAGCUGGUCCUCCAGGGGCGACUCAACAAACACAACAGGAAGUUGGUGUCCGCCGCCUGCGUGCUCCUCGCCGCUAAGAUCAGCAGCGACCUCAAGAAGCAGGACGUCACGCAGCUCAUAGAUAAACUAGAGGAUCGUUUCCGUAUCAGUCGGCGAGAGUUGAUCCCGUUUGAGUUCACUAUCCUUGUUGCCCUGGAGAUGGCUCUGUACCUGCCCGAGAGCGCCAUCAUGCCACACUACCGACGCCUGGUGCAGCAGAACUAGGACCAGACCCCUGCCACGCCCACUGGGACAGGAGCCCCACCUACUAGGACCGAAGACUGGACAUCAAUCAGUCAAUCAAUCCAUUUAUAAAGUCAGCUUACAUCAGCUGAUGUCACAAAGUGCUGUACAGAAACCCAGCCUAAAACCCCAAACAGCAAGCAGUGCAGGUGGAGAAGCACGGGGGGGGGGGGGGGAUGAAGGAGAGACAAAUUAAGGCGAUUAAAGGGAGCAGAGAUGGAAGGGAAGAAGAUGAUGAGAGAAAUUAAGAGAGAGAUGACGUGGUAAAGGCUUAGGUAUGUCCCGUGACACCCAUGAAAUCCUUAGCACUGACCACACACUCAUAAUCAGUAACAAUACUGGUAUUUGCCCUCAGGAGAAGCAGAAACGACACCUAUAAUGUCAUCAAACUACAUCUAUUUCUACACCUUCUGAACCUGACCGUGUUCAUGCUGCCAUUUUCCCCUAGAGGGCGGUCAAGUUCAACAGUAGCAUUGGGAUCAAAUGUGAGGUCUGUCACUUUACCACAGGGAUGCCAGUUGCUAGUUAGCAUCAUGAGUCGUGACUUUACCACAGGAAUACCGGUUACUAGUUAGCAUCAUGAGUCGUGACUUUACCACAGGGAUACCGGUUACUAGUUAGCAUCAUGAGUCGUGACUUUACCACAGGGAUACCGGUUACUAGUAGCAACAUGAGUUGUGACUUUACCACAGGGAUACCGGUUACUAGUUAGCAACAUGAGUCGUGACUUUACCACAGGAAUACCGGUUACUAGUUAGCAUCAUGAGUCGUGACUUUACCACAGGGAUACCGGUAUAUAGUUAGCAACAUGAGUCGUGACUUUACCACAGGAAUACCGGUUACUAGUUAGCAUCAUGAGUCGUGACUUUACCACAGGGAUACCGGUAUAUAGUUAGCAACAUGAGUCGUGACUUUACCACAGGAAUACCGGUUACUAGUUAGCAUCAUGAGUCGUGACUUUACCACAGGAAUACCGGUUACUAGUUAGCAACAUGAGUCGUGACUUUACCACAGGGAUACCGGUUACUAGUUAGCAUCAUGAGUCGUGACUUUACCACAGGAAUACCGGUUACUAGUUAGCAUCAUGAGUCGUGACUUUACCACAGGGAUGCCAGUUACUAGUUAGCAUCAUGAGUCGUGACUUUACCACAGGAAUACCGGUUACUAGUUAGCAUCAUGAGUCGUGACUUUACCACAGGGAUACCGAUUACUAGUUAGCAACAUGAGUCGUGACUUUACCACAGGAAUACCGGUUACUAGUUAGCAUCAUGAGUUGUGACUUUACCACAGGAAUACCGGUUACUAGUUAGCAACAUGAGUCGUGACUUUACCACAGGAAUACCGGUUACUAGUUAGCAACAUGAGUCGUGACUUUACCACAGGAAUACCGGUUACUAGUUAGCAACAUGAGUCGUGACUUUACCACAGGGAUACCGGUUACUAGUUAGCAACAUGAGUCGUGACUUUACCACAGGAAUACCGGUUACUAGUUAGCAACAUGAGUCGUGACUUUACCACAGGGAUACCGGUUACUAGUUUGCAACAUGAGUCGUGACUUUACCACAGGAAUACCGAUUACUAGUUAGCAUCGUGAGUCAUGACUUUACCACAGGAAUACCAGUUACUAGUUUGCAACAUGAGUCGUGACUACCACAGGGAUACCAGUUACUAGUUAGCAACAUGAGUCGUGACUUUACCACAGGAAUACCGGUUACUAGUUUGUAGUAAUACUUCUCUCUCUCUCUCCUGUCAGUGUGUUAAAGGGAAAACAACAUCACACAAAAAUUUAACCAAAAAUACAUUUCAUGUAUUUAUCCUUUCUGAGAUGUAUAUUUAUUGUAUCUAUUUCAGCAUAAUGGAUAUUUAUAUCAUAACCCUUGUAGCUUAACUCACAUAGGUCUUAUUCCAACAUCAUAACCAAGCAUUUAGCCCUGUUUACACCAUCAUAGCCAAGCUUCCAUCUUUAGCCCUGUUGACACCAUCAUAACCAAGCAUUUAGCCCUGUUUACACCAUCAUAGCCAAGCAUUUAGCCCUGUUUACACCAUCAUAGCCAAGCAUUUAGCCCUGUUUACACCAUCAUAGCCAAGCAUUUAGCCCUGUUUACACCAUCAUAGCCAAGCGUCCAUCUUUAGCCCUGUUUAUAACAUCAUAACCAAGCAUUUAGCCCUGUUUACACCAUCAUAGCCAAGCGUCCAUCUUUAGCCCUGUUGACACCAUCAUAGCCAAGCGUCCAUCUUUAGCCCUGUUUACACCAUCAUAGCCAAGCGUCCAUCUUUAGCCCUGUUUACACCAUCAUAGCCAAGCGUCCAUCUUUAGCCCUGUUUGAUACUCAGUUCUAACAUGCGUCUGUUGUCCUGAUCUUGUCCACAUUCUGAUUGUGCCCACAUUUGUCGCCAGGUGUAGACAAUCAAAAGACACAUUACGAUUUGAUUUUGAUUGGCUCUUCCUGACCGCUUCCGGGAAGGUCGUCGAAGAUGCAUCUGGUACGGAUACGGCCAUGAAGUGUCAACGUAUCCUGACAACGAAAGCGGAUACACAUUUGGCCAACGUUACGGUUGUAACCGUCCUCUCAACGGGCCAGUUGAGGUACUAAUGCCGCAUUCAAAACAACUGGCGACUCGGGAUUCUGGGAACUUGGAUAUCUCCGGCUUCUGACGUCAGGGCGUUCAAGACAACUUGGAGCUACAACUGGGGGAAAAAAUUUGGUUUUCGAACGGUCAUCCAACUCACAAUUCCAAGUUGGAAACUCGACCAUCUUUCUAGAGCUCCGACUUUCCGACCUGAAGAUCACUGACGUCAUUAUUUGACCUUAUUUGACCUUGUUGUUGACCUUAUUUGACCCUUGACCUUAUUUGACCUUAUUUGACCUUUGACCUUGACCUUAUUUGACCUUGUUGUUUUCUUUCCAGUUCCCAGUUGUCUUGAAAGUUCCAACAAUUACGGACAACGAUACCGCUACAAUUCAUCCAGAAAUAAGAUCUUGGUCUUCAUUAAAAACCAGACGAACCCAAUGUCCAGUUUCUUUAGAGCUGGAUGGAACCCACUGUCCAGUUUCUUUAGAGUUGGAUGCAGUAUUGGGUGACCAUCCCACACCCGCCCACCGUUCAUUCUGGACAGUGCUGUGGUAAUAUUAAGGGAAAGCUGCUGUGAAUAGUAUAAUUCAGUUUACAAAAAAAAAGUAUGAAUGUAUGUACUUGUAAGUCGCUCUGGAUAAGAGCGUCUGCUAAAUGACUUAAAUGUAAAUGUAAAUGUUUAUAUAUCACAUAUGAAAAUUAUGCAGUGGUAUUAUAUUACAGUGGCUUGUCUAUGUAAGUUAGGCCUCCACAUUAUACCUUGAUAUAUAGGUACAAGGGAACAUUAGACCUCCACAUUAUACCUUGAUCUGAAGGUACAAGGGAACAUUAGACCUCCUUGUCGUGAGCUGCUCUCUCUUGUUGCAACUCCAUCGUAGUCCAUCUCAUGCACCCGCAAUACACGACACGGGAUGUGACCCACAAUAACAAAUACACAACAAUACGUGGGACGUGACCCGUAAUAACAAAUGCACGACAAUACGCGGGACGUGACCCAUAAUAACAAAUGCACGACAAUACACGGGACGUGACCCAUAAUAACAAAUGCACAACAAUACAUGUGACGUGACCCGUAAUAACAAAUGCACAACAAUACGUGGGACGUGACCCGUAAUCCGUGUGCUGUUUUCUGUUCAUUUAUAGAGCUUGUGUCAUAAGGUAGGGCUGAGGCAGGUUGGAGUCAUUUUCAUACAGGGAGGGACCAGGGAAUCUGAUCAUAAUACGGACGCAGUGGGCAGAUAAGAGACACGGUGUUACCAUGUGUAGACGCGAUAAACAUUGAAUUUGAUCGGAUGACGACAACCACAUGUUAAUGCAAGGUGGAACCACGGCUGGUGAGGGUUUGUCCCAAACGGCACCCAAAUUCCCUAUGUAGUACACUAUUUUAGCACCCUAUUCCCUAUGUAGUACACUAUUUUAGCACCCUAUUCCCUAUGUAGUACACUAUUUUAGCACCCUACUCCCUAUGUAGUGCACUAUUUUAGCACCCUAUUCCCUAUGUAGUACACUAUUUUAGCACCCUAUUCCCUAUGUAGUACACUAUUUUAGCACCCUAUUCCCUAUGUAGUACACUAUUUUAGCACCCUAUUCCCUAUGUAGUGCACUACUUUAGCACCCUAUUCCCUAUGUAGUGCACUAUUUUAGCACCCUAUUCCCUAUGUAGCGCACUACUUUAGCACCCUAUUCCCUAUGUAGUGCACUACUUUAGCACCAUAUUCCCUAUGUAGCGCACUACUUUAGCACCCUAUUCCCUAUGUAGCGCACUACUUUAGCACCCUAUUCCCUAUGUAGCGCACUACUUUAGCACCCUAUUCCCUAUGUAGCGCACUACUUUAGCACCCUAUUCCCUAUGUAGGGCACUACUUUAGCACCCUAUUCCCUAUCUAGCGCACUACUUUAGCACCCUAUUCCCUAUGUAGCGCACUACUUUAGCACCCUAUUCCCUAUGUACUGCACUACUUUAGCACCCUAUUCCCUAUGUAGCGCACUACUUUAGCACCCUAUUCCCUAUGUAGUGCACUACUUUAGCACCCUAUUCCCUAUGUAGCGCACUACUUUAGCACCCUAUUCCCUAUGUAAUGCACUACUUUAGCACCCUAUUCCCUAUGUAGCGCACUACUUUAGCACCCUAUUCCCUAUGUAGCGCACUACUUUAGCACCCUAUUCCCCAUGUAGUGCACUACUUUUCACCAGGGCCCUAUGGGGGGG
Messenger RNA from Salvelinus fontinalis (brook trout), 9597 nucleotides. RefSeq names its product CDK5 and ABL1 enzyme substrate 2-like. Gene Ontology annotation, biological process: regulation of cell cycle. The record is from RefSeq and is a predicted model, not a curated record. Bases 3070 to 4797 code for a protein of 575 amino acids. NCBI's taxonomy places the organism in Eukaryota, Metazoa, Chordata, Actinopteri, Salmoniformes, Salmonidae. The transcript is spliced from 9 exons.